This is a messenger RNA of Suillus subaureus, 1077 nucleotides long. RefSeq lists its product as uncharacterized. The coding region runs from base 99 to 809 and encodes 236 amino acids. NCBI's taxonomy places the organism in Eukaryota, Fungi, Basidiomycota, Agaricomycetes, Boletales, Suillaceae. The record is from RefSeq and is a predicted model, not a curated record. The transcript is spliced from 5 exons.
UUUAAGUGGAUUAGGUAAUCAACGCAUGUGCUAAUAAAUUCACUACGCGGUACUUGGCAGCUGCCGCCAGCGCUCUGCUCUUUUCUUCUGCAGUCGCAAUGUCUUCAGAAGAUAAAGAUUUCAAAGGACGGUGUAUGUACUGCAACACCGACGUCGGUCGUGAUAAAGUCAAGACAUGCGGUCGCUGCCGACUGGUACGUUACUGCUCGAAGAAAUGUCAGGUCGCAUCGUGGAAAACCCACAAACUACGUUGCAACCCAAAUUUACGCGAGAGCCUUGCAAGUGACCCUGCCAGCAACGCCCUAAAUACAGCCCUUUCCAGGUGGAUCAAUAACUGGAGGGACGAACUGCAUAACUGGGCGAUAUGGGCAAUGGAUCUUGCAAACAGUCCACCGGACCGACUUGCUACGCAUUGCUUUGUGAUCGAAAUUGAGCGUCGACCGAAUUCUCCGAGCGCUUCGCAGUUUUUCCGAAUGCAUGGAGGAGGUGUCGAAACUCGAGCAAGUUUCAUUGCACGCUUGGAAGAAAUAAACGAGGCCAGCGAGGAGACCGUUGCAUGUGUCAAUGAGCGCCGAGGCACCGACACCGCUCAAAUCAUCAUCCUCUGUGAAGAUUUAAUUCGAUUCUUGUGGUUCUCUCUCCGAGAUGGUGGUGCAUCCUUGCGGAACCGUGACCCUGCUAUGUCCAAGGCACUUGCUGAGAACUGGCAACAAGGCAUGAUUGAUGCAAUCGAAACCGGCCGCCCCCGAGCAUCCAAGGCUCAUCUAGAUAGAGCCGCUAUCAAGGUCAUAGGACCACCUCCCACAUGAAUUAAUCAUACCACACAGCUGCUCAUGACGGGUGAGAUGAGCAGUUCAUUUCGAAUACCACACUCCUACGGACAUUCUCAUACAUUACAUCAUGUAUCAUAAAGGAACAUAUCGCUAUCAGAAGAAUAGGCAAAGCCCAAAGAUGAUUUGAGCAAAACAAUCAAAAAGCAGUUAUGCAGCAGCAGCGGCUCGCUUCAGGAAAUCUUCCUCAUCCCAUCCAUAGUAUUCCUUCAACUUCUUACCGAAUUCCUUGAUCUUCACAGGAUAC